Molecule: messenger RNA, 384 nt
Organism: Melanaphis sacchari
Lineage: Eukaryota; Metazoa; Arthropoda; Insecta; Hemiptera; Aphididae
Product: KRAB-A domain-containing protein 2-like
Exons: 2
Coding region: 1-384 (127 amino acids)
Biological process (GO): DNA integration
Molecular function (GO): nucleic acid binding
Source: RefSeq, a predicted model, not a curated record
AUGUCAAUGAAGUUUGAUGUGGCUGAUUGUAUAUUUCCAGAACCAUACCAAACUUUUAAACUUUGGCCAGAUUGCGUUAUUGUUCACGGUCGACCUAGACACCCGCAGAGCCAGAGAAGUAUUGAGAGAAGCAACCAGGACAUAGAAAAUAUGUUAAGAGCUUGGAUGAAAGAUAAUAAAACAAAGAAAUGGUCAAUUGGACUACAAUUUGUUCAAUUUCAAAAAAAUAGUUCUCAUCAUCGUGUGAUUGGUAGGUCACCGUAUAAGGCUUUAUUUGGGAAUGAUCCAAAAGUUGGAUUAGCAACAUCCAGUUUACCAAUAGAAAUUUUACAAAAAUUGGUAACGGAAGAAGACUUAGAAGAAGUCUACAAAGAAGAUAUUUAA